ACUUAUGCGAUAGCGACCCCGCAUCCCCUGCUCGAGACAGGGGUUUCUUAGUCCUGUCCGGCAACAGCGGCUCCGCACCUUCUCCGCGUCUCACGGUCCCGUCUUAGUCGUUCUCAACCGCCUAUUCAGGCCACCGCUGUGACCGCCCGCUUAUUAUUGACCCGCCUGUUUCCGCUCACUAAUAGCCUCCUCCUCCGAACCAUCUCUCAGUCUCGCAACUGCACCUCCAAUUCUUCGUUUAGUAGCAGCAACUCCUCCAUCCUAAGGAGGAACCCGGCAGUCUCACUGCGUAGCACCGCCCUCCCCACCUUCCAACUCACACAGCGCAGCACCAUGGCGACAGGAGCGGCGCCCAACAAGACGGAGUGGCUCGUCGUGGUCCCGGACUUCCCGGGCGCGCAGCAGAAGAGGCUUGAGGUCCGCCCGCAGCACUUCGCUGGCAUCGGCCCCUUCAAGGAGUCGGGUGUUUACCAGAUGGGCGGCGCCGUCCUGCAUGAGCCGCCGACCUCAAACGACCCAGCGACCUUCUCGUUCGCUGGCAGCACACUAGUCAUGCAGGCCUCGACCCGCGAGGAGGUCAUCGAGACUCUGCGCCAGGACAUCUACGCCAAGAGCGGUGUGUGGGAUGUUGACAAUGCUCAAAUAUGGCCGCUUCUGUGCGCCUUCCGCCACCCGAAAUGAAGGGCCGGUCAGCUGUUGAGGUGACAUGAGUGCGGAAGCCAGCUAUUAAGGACCAUCAUCAUAGGCGUUGAGGAGAAGGCAGAUACUUCAUCUA
Chaetomium strumarium is the source of this 775-nucleotide messenger RNA. RefSeq lists its product as uncharacterized. Lineage: Eukaryota; Fungi; Ascomycota; Sordariomycetes; Sordariales; Chaetomiaceae. The record is from RefSeq and is a predicted model, not a curated record. Bases 334 to 681 code for a protein of 115 amino acids. The transcript has 5 exons.